AGCAACAGCAGCAGCAGCAGCAGCAGCAGCAGCAGCAGCAGCAGCAGCAGGAAGAGCAGUGUCCUUACAACCAGUGCGGGAGGCGGCAGGUAUGUGUGCGUGUGGCAGGACCUACGCCAGAUAUGUCGGUCCUCAUGCUGUGGUUGGUGCUAUAUUGCUCUACAUGGCCUUAGUGUGUGCUAAUAACCCGGCAUCGGUCGUGAGAGAGACAGAUUUCAGCAACCUAAUGAAGCCAGACUCUGGAACCUUCAAACAACUUUAUUAAAAACGACAUUUCAGUGUUUCUGAUGACUGAAAUUUCGACUCGAUAUCCACAUAUUCAGAAAGUGAUCACGUAGUGUAUUGCACCUGGUGGACCGUUCAGGGUGAGACGCUCACGCCCGCUCAUCCACCCACCCACCCACGCCCUCCCACUAACGCCCACAUCGUCAGCGUCGUGGGCGUGUGGGCUAGGGUAGGGCUGAUGAGCUGGACUGACGAACUGAACUCCUCCCAAGACUACAUGGGCGGCUCCGAUCUCAUCAUGGGUCACGACGCCCAUGAGAAUGUGGGCGUCGACGGGUGGCGAAAUAAUCCUCUGUGGCCCACACUGCCCGACUACCCUGACUCUCUGUGGUCCACACCGCCCGCCUACCCUGACCUGAUCCUCAACCUGACUGACGACAACUUUGAUACGGUGGUGGUCCGGCCGGAGGUGUUGGGUCCUGGCUACCACAAGCAGCUGCGUCAGGGGAUCCUGGGGGUAAUGUUCCUGGUGGCGCUGCUGGGUAACACCAAGGUUAUGUUUACCCUCCGUCAGAAGUGGCCUAAGAGAGGUCGGAUGACCAUCCUCAGCUUCAAUCUCACCCUGGCUGACCUGCUAGUCGCCUUCGUGACUAUCCUGGGUCAGCUGAUGUGGGAAGUGUUGGACAAGCAUUGGUACCUAUCCAACGUAGCCUGCAAACUUUACAAGGUUGUCUCCACGUUUGCCAUCACCUCCAGCAACUAUAUGUUGGUGGCCAUCGCUAUCGACAGACACGAAGCUGUGGUGAGGCCUCUCAACCCGUUCAUCAGUGCCAAGAACUUAGUGCUGGCCGCCUGGGCAGUGAGCCUUCUGCCCUCCCUGCCCAACCUCUUCGUUUUUCUAAGGCACGAGACUCCAGAGGGAGGAGUCUACUGCGUCUCCAAGUUCUACACUAAUGAACUCGACAAUAAUUUUAGAAAGGUGUAUCUGAUGGUGAUUCUGGUUCUCGUCUUCAUCUCGUGUCAGCUGCUCUUGCUGAUUCUCUAUCUGAGAAUUUAUUACACUCUCUGGAGACAGUCAACUUAUUUCAGAAGCGAGCAGCGAGGGAAUAUUGACAGCCAUCGCUCAAACAGUCUCCUUCCUCAAGCCAAGACGAAAACUCUCAAUAUGACUAUAGUUAUUGUAGUCACCUUCUUCAUUACCAACACCCCGUAUGUCAUACAGGAGCUGAUGAUGUCCUUCGGGGACAUUCAUCAUAUCAACCCCAAUGUAAUAGCUGUCUUUGGCAUCAUCUCAGCUUCCAACUCCUGUUUCAAUCCCUUCAUCUACCUCUUCUUCUGCCCGAAAGGGGAAGGAAGAUCACUGGAGAGCUACCGGGUGACCUUCACCCGUCGCUGGAACACUCUCAACAGCAGGACUCCUCCGAGGCCGGCCACUGCCCAAGCCUACCCCACCUCCAGGAACUCCAGCAGGGAGGGCAGAUGAGCUCUUUCCGAAGAGUCAAGGCUACGCUGAUUUUAUUUCUGUGCAAAGACAGAAGAGACUAUCCAUCGUCCUCUAGACAGUCACCUGUCUGUAAUGGCCGCAACGGUAGUUAAACUAAAAGGAGAAAACCAAGGAGAUGGGGGAAUGAUAAUCUGAUAUAAUCACCAAGACUCCAAGGAGUCUUGGUGAUUAUAACAGGUCUUCAAAAAACAAAAAAUCAAUACCGUGCGAUCUCUGUAAUGUCUGGUGAGCCCAUAAGUAUCAUCGUGAGUGUGGAUAACAAUGAUUGUUAGCAAGUAGCCAGCUGCUUGGUGAGCGAACACGUGAUUGUUGAAUAUAUCAGUACUUGGUGAACUGACGAACACUUAGUACUAAUGAAACCUAUUAACUAAACUAAUUAACAUAGUGCUUUGAACUAUUGAAACCCGGUGAACAGAUGAAUAACGUGGGACUACUUAAAUACCAGCUAAUUGUACUAGCUAGUGGCAACAUGAACGCCGGAGAAAAGUUUAAACACUUGUGAAGAUGAACGUUAUACAUGUGUAUGUAACCCACUGAGCACAUCAACAUUAGUUGUAAAAGUCAGUUAUAUAUGCAAAUCAACACAAGUUUCUUAAAACAGCUGUACGAAUCACAUCCUUACCUUGUGCACUUGUGAAGGCAGCAACAUCCUCACACCUGGUGAGUUGGCAAAAGCCAAGGCUUUCUUUAAGCAUUUGUUUUCACAACAAAAGAUUAACUGAUAAACAAUAAAAAGAAAAAACACAGUGCCAUUGCUGGAACAAUUCGCAAUCCAUAAAUAAGAUAUGAAGCUGACGUUUCGGUCCAUUGCGACUUGAUUAGGGUUCAGAAUGGGCAGAAACGUCCUUUUGUUUCAUCUUCUAUUUAUGGGUUAGCUGUCGAGUCAAACACCUAAUAUACCCCGAAAGAUGUAUAUCUCUCACUGAAUAUAUACCAAAAGAUUACCUUAAUCCCUAUGUUAGAUAUUAAAGUGUUCUUCACUGGUUGUCUACAGUACAGGUGAGCUGCAGCCUUAAUGACCCCUCGUGUAGUAGACUUUAAACCCCAUUCACCAACCAACCUGCUGUAUGUAACUGAACAGCUGAUAACUAUCAGGAAGUACAGUACAUGGUAUCAAAGGGAGCCACAACCCAAAACAAACUUCUCGCACACACUGCCCCUUGUGUACAUCAGUGUUCAACUUCGCCUCGCCAGCGAAUGUUUUGUUGCUGAAACGGGAUGCGAGACCACAGUGUUAACUACUAGCACUGAUCAGUUGCUCUCGGUACAAAGUAUAGUUUGUCACUCGACAAGGUUUAGUGAGAUGACCAAGUACAGAUUUAGAUUUUUUUUUCUUUCUGAAGAGGUGCUACCAAAUUUUAAGCUUCAGCACACAAUGCCAAAUACUGUUUGGAAAUGAAUUCCAGUGAUAUAGAAUUGAUGUCCUUAGUGCAGACUAGAAUACUAAUAUAAUUUGGUGAAUAAUUUCGUCAAAUUCUUCUUCUUCUUCUUCUUCUUCUUCUUCUUCUUCUUCUUCUUCUUCUUCUUCUUCUUCUUCUUCUUCUUCUUCUUCUUCUUCUUCUUAUUGAUGUUGUUAAUUAUAUUCAUGGCAGCCUUGAAUGCCAGUAUUCGGAACCCUGGUUCUGAGGUUCAGUUCUCUAUUCACAGAUUCAACAAAGCUUCGAAAUGAACCAGCUAGAACUGAAAUAAGAUUUAAAACUUACUCGUAAUACGUUGAACUUAGGCUUUGUUUUGAGCUCGUUAUAAUUUGCGUAUAUCCCAGUGUACAUACACUGAUCAGUAUGUAUCUCUCAUUCUAUACACACUGUAUGUAUCUCACUGAAUAUACAUUGAAAAGUGUAUAUCUCUGUGAAUGUACACUGAAUAACAUGUUCCUCAUUAUAUAUACAUUAUAUAUACAUUGAAGUAUAUGUAUCUCUCGUAUAUACACUGAAAGCUGUGCAUCUCUCAGUGCAUAUCAUUUGAAAGGUAUGUAUCUCUGUAUACUGAAAGGCGCAUGUGUCUCAGUGUAUAUCCUGCAUAUCCACUGAAACUUGUGUAUAUCAGUGAAAAUCUACACACCUCAGUGUAUCAGUGUAAAUACACUGAAGUGUGUAUAUCAGUGUAAAUACACUGAGCUGUGCAUCUUGGUGUAUAUGCACAUGCAAGUGUACAUGUUUCAGUAAAUAUACUGAAAGGUUUCUGUGUAUAUAUACCGAAAGGCGUAAAUCCUUCAGUGUAUAUACAGUGUAAAUCCUUCAGUGUAUAUUGAGGCUGCAGUUCACUGCAGCCUCAAGUAACCCACGUGAAGGCGAUAGGCUUCAAACCUACCAAAUUAACUAUUCCGUCACCGAGUAUACAUAUAUAUACCGAGAGGUGUGUGUAUAUACCUGGAGGUUACCUGGAGGUUAUUCCGGGGAUCAACGCCCCCGCGGCCCGGUCCACGACCAGGCCUCCCGAUGGAUCAGGGCCUGAUCAACUAGGCUGUUACAAAGAGUCUAUAAUUCUAAUCUUUAUAUUAGAGAUGAGCACCUUGUUUGAUGUCGCUGUUUACGUCAUUUGAAACUUUAAAGUCUCUUGUAUAUUUUUAAUAGUUGCCGAAGUUGAACUGUCGUCUUUUUUUUUAAUAAUGUAAAAAUAAUUAUAACUUGUGAUGGUUGUGAUCAAAUUUAUAUAUAUUUUAGUUAAGAAAAGAAUAAGUGAAGUGAUCAGUAUUGUAUAAUAAAUGGUUUUGGUCCCGAUGUGGUACUGAGCAUCACAGACGUGGUGUUGAACACUACAGAUGAGAUACUAGCAUCAGAGAUGUGGUGUUGAACACUACAGAUGAGAUACUAGCAUCAGAGAUGUGGUGUUGAACACUACAGAUGAGAUACUAGCA
Cherax quadricarinatus is the source of this 4586-nucleotide messenger RNA. RefSeq names its product cardioacceleratory peptide receptor. Lineage: Eukaryota; Metazoa; Arthropoda; Malacostraca; Decapoda; Parastacidae. Gene Ontology annotation, cellular component: plasma membrane. Gene Ontology annotation, molecular function: G protein-coupled receptor activity; peptide binding. The record is from RefSeq and is a predicted model, not a curated record. Gene Ontology annotation, biological process: cellular response to hormone stimulus; G protein-coupled receptor signaling pathway.